AUGUCCCAGCCUGGCCAGCCUUUGACUCUCAUCCAAAGAAUAGCUCUCCUAUCCAAUGACUUCAACAACCUAGUUCCUGUGGGAUCUCUACAAAUAUGCAAUUUGCCAUCAGGGAUUGAAAUUGGUGGAGGGUUACCGAUAACAGAUGAUGUGCCUCUGGAAAGGAACAGCAAGAGUUUGGGGUCAUUAACUGCUUCAAGCAAAACUAAAAGCAUGAGUACAAGGAUGAAGCUAAAGGUUGAAAAGCUGGAAAUCAUUUCAUACUCAUCCAAAGAUCAAAAUGACCAGGUAAUAGAUCCAAAUGAUGGUGAAUAUACAUGGAAAUGGCUCGAUUUGAACUUCAUGGACCCCGAUACUAUCGCCCAGGCGAAUCCAAUUAUAGCAGAUCUAUUCUAUCUCAUCAAUUUGCGUUUCAUUAUGGCAACUUAUCGCAUCAUAAAUGUUAAAAUCGAUGUGAAGAAUUCCUUUCCAGUCUGCAUAGUAAGGGUGUACGUUAUCCCUUCUGAUAUCCUGGGGGCAAGAUACUUUGACGAAUGGAAACUGUCUAGGCCUGGAAGCCUGAAGCUUGAAGUUAAUUAUAAAAAAGCAUGGACACGUCUAUUGUGCUUCUUGGACUACUCAGCAAGCGGCUGGAAAUCCACCCAAGAAAUUUCAUCCUUUAACAUAAAAUCAUUAAUUGAUUUUAGAGGAUUUUGCGAACCUGAUUCCCCUAGUUUUCACAUUUCCAGAUGGAAAAAUAACGAAGAGUACCGUAAGAACAAUGACCCUGUGAGUGAGAGGAACAUCAAAACCCCACUAUUGAAUGUGAUCCAAGAUCUUUAUGAUCAAUUGCAAUCCCCCGAAAUUUCUGAAUACACUGAUGAAAUCGCUAAGCCGGCAAACAGCAACAUACCACAUGUGCGUGAUAUCAUAAUCAAGUUAGUGGGAAACGCAAAAGAAGGUACUUCGUUGGUCAGAGGAAUCAAAUCAACUCUAUACCCUUUUCAAGCAAGGUCCUUGGCAAAAAUGUUGGAGAAGGAGUCUGUGCCAACAAGAGCUCUAGUUCCCAAUCUAAUUGAGUUGGAAUCACCAACAUCGAAGAAAUACUACUAUGACUUGAUAUCUUGCAAGUUUUACAACACUCCAGAAAUGUAUGAUCUUCCCCGUGGUGGCAUUCUUGCAGAGAAUAUGGGUCUUGGUAAGACCCUUAUCUGUCUAAGUUUGAUAUGCUUAACGAACCAUGAAGUAUCUCAAAUUCCUGAGAAUAUGUUGCUCUAUAAGGAGGAAAGCACUUCGCUCAAACAAGUUCCAUCUCUAGCGACCUUGUGCAAAACUUCGAUUAACCAAAACUCAUUACCAUGGAGAUACUUUAAGAGUGAUUUGCCAGACUCAAUAAUAGCACAAUUAAAUAAUUCAUCGGGAACAUUCAAAAUAUCCUUGACUUCUAAUGAGUACGAAUCUCCCUUCGUACUUCGAACACGAAAAUCCUCAUCUAGGCAACAGCUAUUUCAACAGCAUUUACCAGAGGAGGGUAGACUAUUCAGAUCGCUACUACUAUGCAAUACCACCCUUGUCAUAGUGCCUGAUAAUCUCUUGAAUCAAUGGAAUGCAGAAAUGAAAAAGCAUGUACAAAAGGACUUCCUCAAUAUUCUAUUUUUGUCUAACCAAUUCAAGAAACCUAUUCAGACGUCUAGUCUUCUUUAUACGAACCAAAUUCCAAGUGAUCCAAAAGAGCUUAUCAAGCAUGAUGUCAUUUUUUCCACAAACUCAUUCAUAUCCAAACAGAUAGAUAACGGCACAGAAAAUCCCUUGACAAAAGUAUACUGGAAAAGGAUGAUUAUAGAUGAAGGCCAUAGUUUAUCUUCAAAAGUCUCAAGGAUCAGCUUUUUGUGUAGAACCAUGCACUCGGAAAGAAGAUGGGCAGUGACUGGAACACCAACAUCAGGCCUAACAAGAUUACACAUGGAUGAGCAAGAAGAAUCGAACAAUAAUGAUCUGCCUAGAAAGAUUUCCAAGUAUACAGUCAAGAAUAGCUUCAAUGAGAAAGAUGAUUUAAACAAACUAGGCACAAUCAUUGCAAAUUUUCUUAAAAUUGAACCAUUUCAUUCCCAAUCGAAGUACUGGACAUCUCAAAUAAUCAAGCCAUUGGAGCGAGGACUGUUUGGCUCAAACUUGAACCUUUUGAACCUCCUCAAAGCUAUCAUAGUGAGACAUAAUUUGAAAGAUGUUGAAAGCGAAUUGCAAUUGCCACAAUUACACCAUGAGGCUGUAUUUUUGGAGCCUUCGUAUCAUAACAAAUUAUCGGUCAAUCUAUUCACAGCAGUUUUGGCUGUAAAUGCCGUCUCCUCGGAAAGAAAAGAUAUUGAUUACAUGUUUCAUCCUAAUAAUGCUCAGCAAUUAAGAAGAUUAAUUUUAAAUCUUCAAAGAGCUACCUUCCAUUGGACUGGUUUUAAGCAAGAGGAUGUGGAGCUUCUCAUUGAAGUCUGUGAGAAGUCAAUGAAAAAGAAUGAGGAGCUAGGUGGUACGGUUUACAAUGAAUAUGACUUGCAGUUAUUGGUCAAAUCUGUUAAGGCAUCAAAAGACGCUCUUAGAAAUUCACGUUGGAGAACCUCGGCAUUGCUACACGAAAUGCCAUAUUUUGUUAAAGGAUUAAGCCAAGAGUUUGUUAGGGCUUUUGGAGUGGGCUCUACUAGCAAAGACAUAAACAUUUUUGGGGCUCCACAUUUGCAUCAGAUUCAGGAGUUUUAUUACAAAAACAGGUUUAUGAAUAUGGAGGACAAAGAUGACCUUGCAGGUAAAUUGGAGGCAGUUUCUAGUCCUUUUUGGAAAUCCUAUUGGGAAGAUAAUUUGAAGAGAAACAACGAGAAAUUCAACAAACAAGAUAAGAAUCAACAGUUUGACGGAAAUUUGAAGAAAUCAAUCAAGAACGCAGUUGAUAUUCCGAGCGUUGUCAAAGUAUUGGAGGAGAUCAAUCCCAAAUCUCUGGGUGAUGAAGCAAAAAAAAUAAAUGAUGGACAAGGCUUUUUAAAGAAUUUAAAGGAUACUGAGAUAUUAGGAACUGCGUCUUCGAAAUUGUCGUAUCUCUCGUCUCGAUUGCUUGAACACCAAAGACAAAAUGUCAAAUCGUUAGUUUUUUUUGAGUUCGAAGACAGUGCAUACUACCUCACGGAAUUACUAGAUGUGCUUGGAGUGAAUUAUAUUCUUUAUGCAACAUUUAUUAACUCUGCUGAGAGGGCCCGGAAUUUAACGGAGUUCAGCUCUUACGACAGUAAAGCGUUAGGUGGAAUCAGCCUUAUUAUGGAUCUAAAGUUAGCGUCCCACGGUUUGACCAUUAUUGCAGCAACGCACGUCUACUUCAUAAGUCCUGUCUGGAGAAGAUCUGUCGAAGCACAAGCUAUUAAAAGAGCACACAGAAUCGGCCAAACACAGGAAGUAUUUGUUGAAACAUUAGUGUUGAAAGGCACCCUUGAGGAGGAAAUUUAUAAAAGAAGAUCAAGAGAUGAAGAAGAUGGUCUAGACAAUGAACGGGAUACCCAGAAAAGGUAUGUCAUUGAUGAUACUGGAAUGCAAAAUUAUAUUUUGAAACAUGAGUUUUUACCUCACGACGAAGAUGCGGUGGAGUUUGCCACAUUCAAUGCUCUCUCGCUGAAUGGUAACGUGGGAAACUCCGAUGUUGAUGAAUAUUCCUUGAAGGAACAUAAAGAUCAAAUCACGCAGACGGACCAUGGCAUUAUGAGAACCUGGAAGGUCUUUCUUUUCAAUGAAAAUAACUUGGCGAAACUCAAUAAAAUUAAAGCAGAGAAGGUAAAAAGGGACUUUAUGAGGGAUUCUAAUGGGGAAGACUUGAUUGGGGAAGAAGUUCAGAUUAGCAGAAAGUUUACACACAAAGAAAAUGACCCUAGGCCUCCCAGAAAGAAAGUGAGAUUUUGA
Suhomyces tanzawaensis NRRL Y-17324 is the source of this 3909-nucleotide messenger RNA. RefSeq lists its product as uncharacterized. The record is from RefSeq and is a predicted model, not a curated record. The coding region runs from base 1 to 3909 and encodes 1302 amino acids. The transcript has a single exon. Gene Ontology annotation, molecular function: ATP-dependent chromatin remodeler activity; ATP binding. NCBI's taxonomy places the organism in Eukaryota, Fungi, Ascomycota, Pichiomycetes, Serinales, Debaryomycetaceae.